Molecule: messenger RNA, 351 nt
Organism: Ostertagia ostertagi
Lineage: Eukaryota; Metazoa; Nematoda; Chromadorea; Rhabditida; Trichostrongylidae
Source: the annotation of a GenBank genome assembly
AUGUCCACCUGCCGCCAAACGAGCUUUUAUGAUCCAGUGAAGAUGACGGAAUUAGAUCGAAGCCGCGCGCUUGUGCAGGUGCUCAUGCAGAAUCUCUACGAAAAUGGACAUACAAGUCACCAGAGGCAGAAGUUGGAACGUCCAGCUCCUAGAAGUAUUCUGAAAUCUGGCAAGACUGCUGAGCGCACUUCUCAGCCUCGUAAUCACAUGUGGUUCAACCUUCCUCCUUCACUUUCAUCAUUUACUGAACAACACACGUUAUCGGAGGGUUCCAGCCCCGAACUUCUUACAAGAAUGGCUCAGACAGUGGCGAAAUUAUUCACUUGCAAUACGAACCAACGAACCAUUUGA